AUGGAGAAGGAGCUGCUGCCCCCUGCAGGGACUCCCCAGCAGGCCACUGGGGGAAGCCCCACGACCCAGACAGCAGGUGGAGAGCAGCAGCCGGCCAGAGAACUAGAGCGAGAAACUGGGGACCUGCGCUGGGCCCCGCCGGCGGUCCCAGUGCCCAGCGCAGCAGGAGCUGGAGACCGCGCUGAGCACCAGGUGACGCCCGCGCGGUUCCUCCAGGGCGCCUGCAGGCAGGCGGCAGAGUGGCUGUGACGGGAUUCUGGAGCGGCUCCUGGCCCCACGCAGGCACGGUCCCCAGAGACAGCUCAUGUAGCAGAUCCGCAGCCCCAGGGCCCUCAGGCACCGCCGCCGUUGCCGCCCUUGCUCAGCCCCUAGCGCGUCCGCCCUGGCCGAGCGAGCUGCCCCCAUUGAACCCGCUCGGGCGCUCUGCCUCUCCGCAGGGGCCGCUGCCGACCACGCGGGCUCGGGCUCCGGGUUCCUGUCCCAACCUGCGCCACCUCCAGCGCCCCCGACUCCCCAGCGGCUCCUCCCCACUCCUAGCCUUGGCUGCUCCCAGCGCGGAACCGACCCCCCUCCCUGCCUCCAGCGUCGCGGGUAGCGCCUCUUGCAGCCUCUUUGGCGUCUGCGCCUCAGCGCUGGGGCUAG
Messenger RNA from Rhinopithecus roxellana (golden snub-nosed monkey), 642 nucleotides. RefSeq lists its product as uncharacterized. The record is from RefSeq and is a predicted model, not a curated record. NCBI's taxonomy places the organism in Eukaryota, Metazoa, Chordata, Mammalia, Primates, Cercopithecidae.